Fundulus heteroclitus (mummichog) is the source of this 4802-nucleotide messenger RNA. RefSeq names its product PDLIM1 interacting kinase 1 like (gene pdik1l). Gene Ontology annotation, molecular function: ATP binding; protein serine/threonine kinase activity. NCBI's taxonomy places the organism in Eukaryota, Metazoa, Chordata, Actinopteri, Cyprinodontiformes, Fundulidae. The transcript is spliced from 2 exons. Gene Ontology annotation, cellular component: cytoplasm; autophagosome. The record is from RefSeq and is a predicted model, not a curated record. Gene Ontology annotation, biological process: protein autophosphorylation; positive regulation of autophagy; axon extension. The coding region runs from base 35 to 1060 and encodes 341 amino acids.
CCUGUCCUUGUUUCUCCACAGCGGAGAUGGAAGGAUGGUAAGCAGCCAGCCGAAGUACGAACUAAUCCAGGAGGUGGGGCGUGGCAGUUACGGCGUGGUCUAUGAAGCAGUGGUGAAACGCACGGGGGCCCGGGUGGCCGUGAAGAAGAUCCGCUGCCACUCUCCGGAGAAUGUGGAACUGGCCCUGAGGGAGUUCUGGGCGCUGAGCAGCAUUCAGAGCCAGCACCCAAACGUCAUCCACCUGGAGGAGUGCAUCCUGCAGCGGGACCAGCUGGCCCAGAGGAUGAACCAUGGCUCCAGUUCUCCACUAUACCUAGAGCUGGUGGAGACGUCUCUGAAGGGCGAAAUCACCUUCGACCCCUGCUGUGCCUACUACCUGUGGUUCGUCAUGGACUUCUGCGACGGGGGCGACAUGAACGCCUACCUGCUGUCGCGCAAGCCCAGCCGCAAGACCAACACCAGCUUCAUGCUGCAGCUGGGCAGCGCCUUGGCCUUCCUGCACCGCAACCAGAUCAUACACCGCGACCUCAAACCAGACAACAUCCUCAUCUCCCAGGCGUGCACCCCCACCGGCUCCUCCGAGCCCACCCUCAAAGUGGCAGACUUUGGCCUCAGCAAGGUCUGCUCCGCCUCAGGGCUCAAUCCUGAGGAGCCAGCCAGCGUCAACAAAUGCUUCCUGUCCACGGCCUGCGGCACGGACUUCUACAUGGCCCCGGAGGUGUGGGAGGGCCACUACACCGCCAAGGCAGACAUCUUCGCUCUGGGGGUGAUCUUCUGGGCCAUGGUGGAACGCAUCACCUUCGUGGAUGUGGAAACCCAGAAGGAGUUGCUGGGGAGCUACGUGCAGCAGGGCUCAGAGAUCGUACCGCUGGGGGAGGCCCUGCUGGAGAACCCAAAGAUGGAGCUGCUGAUCCCGGCCAGGAAAAAAAGCAUGAACAGCCACAUGAAGCAGCUGAUCCGGGAGAUGCUGUCGGCCAACCCGCAGGAGCGGCCCGACGCCUUCGAACUGGAGCUCAGACUGGUGCGGAUCGCGUGCCGGGAGCUGGACUGGGACACGUGAUAGUCGGCCGCUCGGCACCAUGAACUCAGCACAUGUACACACCUCUCCGUUUGCUGUUAACCCCUGUUACUUUACCUGAAAGUAAAUUACUGUUUGUAACUAUGGAAUAAUGAGAAUAUACAUGAGUUGCAUCUUGGUUAGAAGUCCAAUCAGCGUCCAAGCACAUACAGUCUUCUACUAGCUGUGUCUUUAUAUUGAAAGAGAGAGGUGCGACACCCACAGCUGCUGCUGCUGCUCCAAACCGCAGCUUCGUCUCAGGCCGUUCAGAGCGUCCCAGCCUCCGCUUCCUCACGCACAUCACUCCUACACAAUCAGCCCCAACAGCAGAAGAGCUAGGCCGGCUGUUAGUGUCCCCAGCUUGUCUCCAAAUACCAUCAUGAAGCCGGUGCUGAUUACUACUAAAUGCAAUAUGAGACAGUGUCCUGUGAUUUUUACUGUGCAUUCAGCCAAAGGGCCCCGUGUCAAAGCCCCCGGCACCUCAGCGCUCGCGUUGUCGUAGGCUUCAGCUCAUUUCAGCCUGGUCUUCACCACCAGCAGGAGUUAAACACACUAUGUCAAGGUUUGAGUCGGUUACGGCACCAGAUUCAGUUCUGCUUUGAAAGCUCAGGUACUAAAAACACACAGCAUGAUGGUAUUUGUGGACAGCUGUCGUGUUGGGAUCAGUUUGUUCUGUGGUCGUUAGAACAGGAGGAAAACCAGACUUUGGUGCUUGAACAUGGCGUGUUCUCCUGUCAGCUUGCUUGGCUUGCUUGAGUGGUACCCGGCCACAGAGAUGGCGGGGAUGUUCGUUUCUUUGCUUCUAAACUGCAGACUUGAAGAGAAGUUGACUGGCUCCAGAAGCAGCCUAAGCAGUUGACCAGAAUGUACAAUGCUGAAGAACAGAUCCUCUAAUUUCCACCCAGCCUUAAACGCAUCACACCGCCAGUCAUUGAGGCAAAGCUUAGACCAGAUCCUCCAGCUGCACGGCUCCAAUGUAGCCGCAACGUUGUGCUCACCAAAGCUUUUUGAAGAUUGAAUUUAUUCUUUUAAACUCGCAGGCUUUCCACGUAGCCACCUUUCACUGGUACCUAAACCUUUUCACUCUGCUGAUUUAAAAACAAGCCAAUGGGUCACUAGGGCCCUGUGCCAUUCUUCCAUUGCUUUGGUGUGGAGUGCUUUGUCACUUUGAUCACCUGUUACUAAAAUAUUGUGUCCGGGACGGUUUAUUAUGACAAUCCUUUCCUGUAACACCUUUAUCAGAGGUUUUAGAAACGUUUUGUGUUUCUACAGAGUUUUGUCUCUUAAUCAGAUUCAUUGUAUGAACAGCAAACUUUCCAGAAGCAGCAGCUACAUCUGUUGCUCACCUGAAGUCUAUUAAUCUGCACUUAAAUCUCUUUUGUGUAGACAUACUCAUUAUUCACAUGUAAUGGUGUGUUCACGUCCCGUCUUGUCGUCUUCCACUUACCCGGGGCCGGGUCGUGGUCUCAGCAGAGACGCCCAGACGCCUCCUCCAGCUCCUCUGGAGGGGAGCGUGUCCUGAACUGCUCCCCUGGGCCUCCUCCCAGAGGGACUUGCCAGGAGAGGAGUCACCUCGGCUGACUCCUCUCCUGGUGGAGGAGCAGCAGCUCUACUCUGAGCUUCCAGAUAGCUGAGCUCCUCCCCCCCCUAAGUCUAAGGCUCAUUUCAGACCCCCGUCUCCCAGAUGUUGUUCUCUCAGUCAUCACUCUAAUUCCCUGCCAUAAGUAAGGAUAGAACGUAGACUGAUGGGUUAAUGCAGAGCAGAGCCUUUUGGCUCCUCUCUCUCUUCACUACAAUGCUUCAGUCUGUCCUGCUCCAAUCUCCUUUCGCUCGUAAACAAAACCUCCAAAUACUUAAGCUCCUCCACUUGAGCCAUUGUUCUUGCUUCAUGAUUUGGAAUGACCAGUCUGUUCUACUAGCAAUUAGCAUGGUUAGCAUUAGGAAGUGUAAACAGUGUCUGCGUGUAUUCCUGUGAGCUAUGCAGAGUGGACCUCUCAGAUUUCCAAGAGUCUAACAUUUGUGAACGCAUCUUGGUCCGUACCAGACAGAGGCUGGAUUAAAACGAGCUUUCUGCUCCCUGCAGAGCUCAGUUUAACCAGUCCCAAAGUCGGUGUGAACAACUGCUGCUUUUAGCACCUGAACAGGUUGGAUGAUCAAAAAGCAAAGGUCUUUGUGCUGCCUCUGACCAGAUUUUAAAACACUAAGCUGAAGCUAGCCAGAUUCAUGGGAACGUCUGCCCCCUAAGAGCGCUGCUGUUUCCCCGGCCUGGAUGGUGAGUUCACUGAUCAGGGACAGAAACGUGGCUUUUUAAAAUGCAGCUAAAAAUGAGUCACCAGGCAAGUUGUUGCUGCAUCUCUAGAACUGCUCCUGGUAAAGUGGUUAAAGCUGCUGGUUGUUUCAGACCCCUGUUAGAAUCCAGGUCGCUUUGGUGAGCAUAACGUUACAGCCAGUAUGGAGUCAAUAGACCAGAAUGAUCCAUGAAGGUAAGUGAAUCUCCUGGCAGUAACGCUGUCCCAGUGUUUCUUCAGAACCUGCUUAAUAAUGUGAACUUAGAAGCUGCUUGUAUGUCAUGGCAGCGACAUGAAUAAUCCCGUCUGAGCCUCUUCAUACCUGAAUGUGUACAACACAGGAGGAUGCAGUGAAAGCACUUUUAUUUAGCCGUUUGUAUUUAUUCCUGUAGCUGCUGCGUGAUGUGGCCCUCUCCUCGGCAGGCUCGGCUGUGAUGACAGCGUUUGUGUUGCUGCUGCUCUUACUAAUUUAUGCAGCGGCGCUCACCUUGAGGAGGGGAGAGCGUGUCUGCCCCACAGCCUCCCUGAGCCUGAGGGUCUCUGCUCCUUUCCCACUCGGACGCGUAAAGCUGCUGUUUGACGUGAUCUCGUCUCCCUGUCACCGCGCUGCAUCUCCUCUGGCUCUCAAUCUUACAGUAAUCUAUUUUGUCAUGCUUCUUACCAGCUAAUCCAAAGCCCAUUAAGUUGUUGCAGAACUCGGCAGAGGAUCGUGCUUGAGACUCCCUUUUUUGUUCCGUUCGGGUAAAACGCAACGUGUACUUUUACAUAUUUCUACAGGAAGCUCUUCCUACUCCAGUAGAAAAAUGAAUUUCCCUCAAUUUAUCUCCAAGUUAGCAGUUUCCUUCUGCCCUCACUCUGUUAUUGUAGUUUUGGCUCAUCUGUUCCAUUGCCAUCUUCAUGAAGGACACCUCCUGGUGUUUGGGACAAUAUACGCUUUAUUGUGGCUUUCAGCACAGGAGCAGUAAAGAUUAAAAUCAAAGUAGGUCACACAUCAGCCUCUGAGCUGCACACAGCAGAGGAUGAUGGGUAGUGAUUUUCGACUAGAUAUCUGCUCAUACUCAUCUAGAGAAGAAGGCGAUGAGGAAGAUGUGGCAUCCUGGUCUGAGUUAUUAAACCCCCCCCCCCCCCCUCCCCAAUUUGCUGUAUUAAGUUGUUUUGCACAUUUGUAAAUACUGUAUAGGAUCAAUGGGACUGACGAGGCUGUAUAUAUGGGGUGAUGAGCUCUGUUUUUGAGAGCCUGAUUGUUGGAUGUGUAACUUGUUACGAUGGCUUCAGUUUUCUUUGAGCUGGCAUCAGAUUCCUGAUGUGAUGAAUUGCAGGAUGAUGAAAAUUGUAUGUCUGUCAUUGGCCUGUUUGUGGUUUUGUGUAAGAAACAACAAAUGUACAACAUGGAUGAAGUCUUUUGUCCUCUCUGUGAUCAGGGCAUUCUUGAAAUAAAAGUUGGAUUAAAAGAUAAA